This is a messenger RNA of Pseudomyrmex gracilis, 736 nucleotides long. Its product is annotated as zinc finger HIT domain-containing protein 1. The transcript has 2 exons. Gene Ontology annotation, cellular component: Swr1 complex. The record is from RefSeq and is a predicted model, not a curated record. NCBI's taxonomy places the organism in Eukaryota, Metazoa, Arthropoda, Insecta, Hymenoptera, Formicidae. Gene Ontology annotation, biological process: chromatin remodeling. Gene Ontology annotation, molecular function: nucleosome binding. Bases 28 to 489 code for a protein of 153 amino acids.
AACAAGGUUUGCGCUGCUAUAAAAAAAAUGGCUAGAGAGUCGGGUCGAAUAAAAGAUGCGUGUCAGAAAAGAAUCUUGGAUGAUGCUGCACGUAAACGCAGGCAGAAGAAAGCCCUGGAAGCACUGGAACAAGAUAACUUUCAUGAUGAUCCACAUGCUGACUUAGUUAUGAGCAAGAAAGUUCCCAAGUUUCAAGAGACGUUAGACAACAGAAGUGCCAGGAAAAAGAAAACUCGCUCGUCGGAAUAUUACAAGCAACGUUUUCGCAAAAGUUUUCCUCAACUUGUGGAAGAAGAUCUCAAUACAAAUCCUAAUCCACCUAAUUACGUGUCUGCACAAGUGCCAUCUUCUCGCUUCCCUGAGAGACAUUUUUGUUCCGUAUGUGGCUUUCCUAGUAAUUACACCUGUAUACCUUGCGGUGCCAGAUAUUGUUCGAUUAAAUGUCUAGGUACGCAUCUCGACACAAGAUGUAUGAAAUGGACAGUUUGAGAACUUUGUAAGUUUGUACAUUGUCACUUACGACAAAUUCGAUUGGAUGCACUAGUGCGCACUGAGUGCGUCUUCUUUCAAUGUGUAGUAAACUACUAACAAUGAAGGCUUAUAAAGCCUUAAAAUAUUUCUUGGUUUACUAACAAUGAAAUAUAUUCUACUACACAAUGAAAGAAGGUGCACUCAAUGCGCACUAGUGCAUCCAAUCGAAUUCGUCAUUAAUAAAAUCAACACAUGUAUAAUUACA